This is a messenger RNA of Chelmon rostratus (copperband butterflyfish), 1784 nucleotides long. Its product is annotated as protein pitchfork-like. Bases 1 to 567 code for a protein of 188 amino acids. The record is from RefSeq and is a predicted model, not a curated record. The transcript is spliced from 5 exons. Gene Ontology annotation, molecular function: cytoskeletal protein binding. NCBI's taxonomy places the organism in Eukaryota, Metazoa, Chordata, Actinopteri, Chaetodontiformes, Chaetodontidae. Gene Ontology annotation, biological process: regulation of cell projection organization. Gene Ontology annotation, cellular component: ciliary basal body.
AUGUCAGCAGCCCCUGUUCAGAGGCUUUUCUUCGGCAGCAGUCAGGAGAGGAAACUCUUCCCCCUCCAUUAUCCACCGGACCGGCUGGGAAACCAACUGCGCCGAGAGGAAGCGCCGCACCUCGGCCCCGGCUGCUAUGACAACCACAAGCUUGGGACCAUAGUUUAUGGCUUAGAAACGACCCCGCGGAGUAAGAGAGGAUACGGCCUGUCUGCCAGGACUGCAGCACGAUUUCCAGCCUGCAGCAAGAUGGAGACCCCUUCCCCACAGCAGUACCAUCAGGAUCAAAGCUUGUCCAGAGUCCCCCCUCCUGCUAAAGCACCUUUCAACUCAACCACACUGAGGUUCAGGAGGCCACCAUGUACAUCUGAGGACAGCCCGGGCCCUGGGACCUACGCUCAUGAUGCCGCGACAAACAGGAAAGUAAGCUGGCCCAUGUGCUUUGGGAGACCGGACUGGUCCAGGCUGCCUCAGGUGGAGAAGAAGGCACUCAGGGGGAAGCUUGACAGUGAAAAGGAGUUUCUGAAGCACAGGAGCCGAGUGGCCUACAUAAGUCUGUACUAUUAACUCUAGAGCUGAUGGAUGAAAAUCCAUCUGAGAUAUGAUGGUGCCUUUGUCAGGUUGUUUUCCUGACCUUUUUCUGUCAACAAAACCGGCCAAAACUAUAAAAAUUACUGUCUGAAACUGUUGUCAAAAGUUAGAUAUCUCAGAAUUACAAAAAGAAACGUAUAUUUCUUUAUUCACAAAAUGACUGGAUUCCUGUAUGUUAUUCUAUGAUGUUGUUUACAAAGUGAAACACUUUUUAAAGAAAGUGAGUGCUUGCUGAAAAAAAUGACAGAACAAAACAAAGUUCUCUUCAAUUGAAGUCAGUCAGGGUACAAAAAGCCAGCAGCAGCACUGGUCCCACGUUAGGGCCGCUGUAGCCGCUGGUCCCGGCCCACACCGCAGGCUUCAACACCGGGCCGCUCCUCUGUGUGGAGGGAAGCACUGCUGAAAGCACCAACCGCUGUGGCAAACGUGAGUCUGUUGGGCUCGGUGGCUCAUUUCUUCCUCCUCACUUUGGGUUUCUUGACCGGCCGGAGGUACGGGUUGUCGAUCAUGUUGUCCUCGUUGGCCUUGGCGGAGGGAACGACGCCGCUGGGAGGAAGCAUGGAGUUCUCCUUGUCAUUUCCUGGAUCAUCCUGAAUGAGGGAGAAAAAAGGUGGAGGUGAACAAUCAUUGCAGUGCACUUGAUUGCAACUUAGAUGAGAAGAUGACAUCACUCAAUUAUCUGUAAUGUAAGCCAGCGCUCCUGACCAAGAAACAGUGACAGCUUGUAACUCGCGAAACGACGUGUUGUUUUUUACAUUUCUGUUUCUGUGCAGAUUAAACAAACGAGGCAGAGUGUCUAUUUAUCUACAGUGAGGAGGCCACAGGGGAUGAGUGGUUCAAACACAGAAACUUCACCCAGGAGACCAGUUUGAGUCCUGUGUGGAACCCAAAAACCUUUUUUAGUUUAGACUUUAAUGACUGAUUAUUUUCAGUUUGGUUACAUCCAGGCACCAAAACUGCUUGGUUCGGUUUAGGAAAAGGAUCACACAGUAAAUUACUUUGAACAAAGCCAGGCUAACUGUUUCCAGUCUCCAUGCUAAGAUGAGCUAUCUGUCUCCUAUCUUUAACACCAUACUUAACAAAUAACUGAGUGGUAUCAAUCUUCUCAUCAUCAACAACAUAUUUCCCAAAAUAUCAAACUAUUGCUGUCAAUUCAAAUUCAACAUACUCUCAUUAAAGGAUAACUUUCGUUU